Molecule: messenger RNA, 825 nt
Organism: Euleptes europaea (tarantolino)
Lineage: Eukaryota; Metazoa; Chordata; Lepidosauria; Squamata; Sphaerodactylidae
Product: zinc finger protein 79-like
Exons: 2
Biological process (GO): regulation of transcription by RNA polymerase II
Molecular function (GO): DNA-binding transcription factor activity; RNA polymerase II cis-regulatory region sequence-specific DNA binding
Source: RefSeq, a predicted model, not a curated record
CAUCUUCAGCGGCAUCAAAGAACCCACACAGGGGAGAAACCUUUUGAAUGCUCAGAGUGUGGAAAGAGAUUCAGUCGCAGUGCCGAUCUUCAACAGCAUCAAAGAACCCAUACAGGGGAGAAACCUUUUGAAUGUUCAGAGUGUGGAAAGAGAUUCAGUUACAGUAGCCAUCUUAAAAGGCAUCUAAAAACACACACAGGGGAGAAACCUUUUGAAUGCUCAGAGUGUGGAAACAGAUUCAGUGUGAAUGGCAGUCUUCAAAGGCAUCUAAGAAUCCACACAGGGGAGAAACCUUUUGAAUGUUCAGAGUGUGGAAAGAGAUUCAGUUACAGUGGCCAUCUUCAAAGGCAUAUAAGAACCCACACAGGAGAUAAACCUUUUGAAUGCUUGGAGUGUGGAAAGAGAUUCAGUGUGAGUGGCCGUCUUCAAAGGCAUCUAAGAACCCACACAGGGGAGAAACCUUUUAAAUGUUCAGAGUGUGGAAAGAGAUUCCUUUGCAGUGGCCAUCUUCAGCGGCAUCAAAGAACCCACACAGGGGAGAAACCUUUUGAAUGCUCAGAGUGUGGAAAGAGAUUCAGUCAGAGUGGCAAUCUUCAACAGCAUCAAAGAAUCCACACAGGGGAGAAACCUUUUGAAUGCUCAGAUUGUGGUAGGAGAUUCAGUCACAAUGGCAGUCUUCAAAAGCAUCUAACAGUCCACACAGGGGAGAAAACCUUUGAAUGUGCAGAGUGUGGAAAGAAAUUCAGUUGCAGUAGACAUCUUCAAGGGCAUCAAAAAACCCACACAGGGGAGAAACCUUUUGAAUGUGCAGAGUGUGGCUUGUGA